AAUAGCAUUACUUCCAGUCAACUUAAUCAGUUUAGACAAUGGUUGUUGCGACUUCUACAACGCGGCCUGCGGUCGGUGCCAAUAACUCCAAGAUUUUGGCCCCAACCUUGAAGCUCGACGAUCCAGUUCUUAAUACCUUAAAAUUUCAACAAGAUCAUACUGCUACCGGUUCUAAUUCAUCAAGAAGCGUAUUAUCCAACCGUAUCCUUCAUCCAACAUCUUCUGGGAACGAGGAAAUUGGCUACAAGGUCAGUGUACCAAACUUUGCCGACUUGUCACCUCUCAAACUUGGAUCUAAAUACAUCACCGAUUUGAUCAAAAUUGACUCUAUGAUUCCUUCUGACCUUUAUUCACAUGCUCAUAUCAGCAAGGAAGGUUCUGGAGGUUUGGAUAACUACUACUUUGACCAUGAAAAGGGAUUGGGUGACUUUUCUCGUUUUGAAAAAACUUCACAAUUAAACUUGCCAGAUCGCUUUUUCGAUGAAUACAAUUCAACUGAAUGUAUUACUAAAAUGGGUCUUUUCCCGGCCAUUGAUCGUUCAUGGAUUGCUGUGGACAACAAGUUGAUCUUGUACAAUUACAAGGCACAUGCAUCGCGUGGCUCAUCUUUUGUCAAUGCCACUUCGUCUCAGUUCUUGACCAUUGAUCAAAUUAAACAUACUAUUUUACAAGUUAAAUUGGUGAAACCUAAGCCUAAUGUCUUUGUUGAAACUGUUAAUCAUCUUCUUAUUGUUGCCACUUCGAUGGAAAUUCAUAUUUUCAUCGUCAAGCAUGAUUCUAAUUUGAAUAGUUUGGAAGUUUUCAAUCCUGAAUUAUUUGUUUCUACUCAAGGACUUCUUGUAAAUCAAAUUGCCGUGAAUGAAGCCACCAAUGACAUUUAUUUCACUGGAGAAGGUGAUGGUACUAAUAUUUGGAGAUUGGACUACUCAAAUAAAUCUUCAUUUACUAAAAAUAAAUGUGAUAAAGUUUGUUUAACUAAAAGUGGAUUUUCUUCUGUGUUACCACCAUUAACAAAGAUUCCUGGAUUUGAUUUGUUUGGUGGUGAAACUACCACACCUGGUCCAAACGGCUCAGCCAAUAACACUAAAGUAAAUGGUGCUACUGCUUCUACAAAGCCUGCUACUUCAACUCCUGGUAAUCUCCCUGAAAUCAUAACUCAAUUGGAUAUAGAUUCAUCGAGAAGUAUCAUGUAUUCUCUUUCCAAUAAGUCGGUAUUAAGAGUAUAUAAAUUGGAACCAAACCAAGAACAAUUUACUCAACAUAGUCAAUUAACACCUUCUGAAAUUUUCAAGGGAGUUUCUUCUCUUUUUGCUGAUGCUUCAAACUUUGAAUCAUUCCUGAAGUUUAGAAUCAUGAACAUACAACAUAUCACUACCCAAGAGUCUUCGCAUGUACAAUUGAUUGCCAUUACCAAUUAUGGAUGUCGUAUUUUGCUUAGGUUAGGUAAUGCCUCUUCAUUCCCAUCAUUCAUUACAAGUUCAUUCUCUUCUAAAUUGAAACUUUCCGUCGUUUCCAUUAAAUUCCCACCUUCCAAGGAAACUCCAAAGGUUAACCCAGAAUUGGAUUCAUUCACCAGAGACAAACAAUACUUGGCUCAACUUGUAGGAAAUCAAAGAAAAUCUCAAUUACUUAAAAAUACAAAGUUUGCCAAGAUCUUAAGUCCUGGUGUAUUUUUAUGUGUUAAGAGAACCAAAUACUCUGAUAAAUUGUUUAUUUGUACCACCAACUAUGGAUUUUUGAAAAAGAACGGGAAGAUAGUCGAAGAUGCAGAAUUCAUCCAACUUGGGUCUCCUCAAGAUCAAAACCAUACUUAUAUCCAUGACAUUGUUCAAAUAACACCAUCUAUGAAUGCAACCGAAACUCCUAGUGGUUAUGCCAAUGUAUUGGCAAGUCAAUACACCAAAGCUCCACUUCAAUUUGCAAUUUUAACCAACUUUGGAAUCCAUUUCUAUCAAUUUAGAACUCCAGAUCAAAUUUUAAGAUCACUUUCUGAAGAAACUAUUGAGAAUUUCAUUGAAGAAAAUGGAUUUGAAGAGACUUGUUCUACCUUACUUUAUUUGUCUUGCUCAUAUGGUAAUCAUAAUGCUAAUGAAGUAUAUAAAAGAAAGGCUCAAUCUCUCUUUGCAACCUGUGGUAACAAUGCUAGAUUGUUGGUUCAAGUUCAAGAUGUUGCUCAGCAACAAAAUGGAAUCACCAGUUUAUUGAAAAACACCUUGCAACAGCAACAACAGCAACAGCAACAACUGAAUACUCAUGCUACCAUAGAACAGGUUGUGUUAAGUGACAGAUUUUAUGGAACUGUAUUGUUGAUCUCUAGAUUAUUCCGUGACUUAUGGAAUCGUAAGGUAUUUACUGCUUUACCAUAUAUCAAGACUGGUGCUGGAGGUCUGGUAAUUCUUAGUUCUUUGAAAGAAGAUAACUUGCUUAUCCAAGGUUUGAACAUUGACAAGAAGCAAGUUGAAUUUUUCAUUGGAUCGAUUAUUGUAUUGAUGGAAUUUUUUGUAGAGAAUGGAAAUAAUAUUCAAGGGUUGAACGCUCCAAACUAUAGUUCUGAUCCAAGCAGAUUUGAUAAUGAAAUUUGCUUGAGAGCUGAACACAUUGCAUUUACAUCCUUAUUGAAGUCCCUCAAUUCUAUGAAGGAGGCUCUUUCAUUCGUGAUGGUAUUGAUUGAAGAAUCUCAGAUUAACCAAACUAACUUUGCUGAAAUCUUGAAGUUUUUAUCUUUGACUAACCAAGUCAAUUUAUUGACCCUUUCUUUCCGUGACUUGUUGUUACCUAACAGUGAAGUUAAGAAUCUUAUCAAAGAUCUUCUUUCAUCUAUUAUUAACAAGAACAUAUUAAAAGGUGGCUCGAUCGACUUGAUUGCAUCAUCACUUCAAGGAAGAUGUGGUUCCUUCUGUUCUACCAACGAUGUGUUUAUUUUCAAAGCUAUUGAGAAUUUAACAAGAGCUAAGAGUGUCGGUAGUAGAGAUAACGAUUUGAAAAUCAAAUGUUUGAAUAAUGCUGUUCUUCUCUUUGAAGAAGCCUACGAAUCAUUGACACUUGAAAAUAUUGAAAAUUCAAUAAAUAUUAUGCUUGAUCUUGAGUUUUACACUGGUGCAGUAAAAUUAUUGCUUUCACUUGCAUAUAAACUUGGAAACAAUGUCAAUGGAUCGACUAAUAUUGUUUCAACUUCCGCUGUUGUUGCUGCAUCUUCUGCCGUCAAUGCUGCAAAAUCAGCUGAGCAACAAAAGAAAAAGUUACAAUUGUGUGACUUGAUUUUCAAAAUUUUGACAAAGGUUGAUAUUAAGGCAAUUCAAAUCACUGAAACAAACGACCAAUUGAUGAUUAAUGAUUUUAUUGAAGUACGUGAUGCUACAUAUGAAACAUGUUUUGCUUCCAAGGAUAAAGCAUUCCAUUAUGAAUUCUAUCAAUGGUUCAUUAAUGAAGGUGUUAGUGAACGUCUUUUGGAAAUUAACACACCAUUCAUUUUAGGUUUCUUGGAAGAAAAGUCGCAGAACAAUUUGGCAUUAACGGACUUAUUAUGGUUAUAUCAUGCCAAAAGAGAAAAUUAUUACUCUGCUGCCAGUAUUUUGUAUACCUUGGCUAUUUCUGAAUUCAAUUUGGAACUUAACCAGCGUAUCAUUUACUUAUCCAGAGCUAAUGGAUUCUGCAAUUGUGUAUGUCCUCCUAAUGUGAAACAGAAGAUGAUUCAAUUGUCAUCAAUUGUCCAAGAACUUUUUGAUGUUGCUAAUGUUCAAUUAGAUGUGUUACAUGCCAUUAAGUUCGAUGAUAGAAUCAGUAAGGAUAACAAAGAAAUUGCUAGAACUUCCUUGAACUUUAAAAUCUUAAAUCUCAGUGAACUUUUCAAUAGUUAUACCGAUCCACUUGGAUAUUAUGACUUGUGUCUUUAUAUUUUCAAAAUUUCAGAUUAUAAAAACACUGACGAUAUUUUGAAAAGAUGGGAAUUAUUUUUCGAAAGACUUUUCCAUGAUUUCUUGAUCCCUUCAAAUGGACCAGGUGCAGUUAAGGAACCUUGCUAUGUUACCAUUACUAAUGCAAUUGUGUCUAUCGGUACAAAAUUAUCAUCGAAUGAUUUGGUAUUCCCAAUAGAAGAAUUGAUCAAGUUGGUGUGUAAGUACGUUCAAGAAGCUAUCGAUGAGGACUCUGUGACCCAAACCCCUCCAAAGGGUGCUAUUGUUGAUAUGUUCAUCAAGUCCGGUGUUCCUUAUGAUAAAUUAUACUAUAUCUUAAAGUCAUUGAUUGAACAUAGCGCUUUUGAAGCUUAUCCAGGCUUUACCGAUAGUUUGAAAUCCGGUGAGAUGAUUUACUUGAUCCAAAGUUGGUACAGUAAUGAUAAAAAACUCCGCGGCUUUAUUUCAAGUGACAAGAUUAGGUCAUUGCAAGAAUAUUCCACCGCUCUGGACCCAAUCAACGAGUUUGUUAAGAACAAUGGAUUCCCCUUAUAGAUUAGAUGUAUAAUAAUAAUAAUAGUAAUAAAAAAAAAAAGAAACAAAUAAGAAUAUAAUAGGGUAUCUUGGUAGAAAGUUGGAUGCAUGUAUUCUCUAUAUAAUAGUGACGGAUUGAUCA
This is a messenger RNA of [Candida] anglica, 4569 nucleotides long. The record is from the annotation of a GenBank genome assembly. NCBI's taxonomy places the organism in Eukaryota, Fungi, Ascomycota, Pichiomycetes, Serinales, Debaryomycetaceae.